UGGCCUAUUUGGAAAGUCCUCUCUCCAUUUCUAUAUAUAUCUCUAGCUGUGACCCCUCACCACAUAUACAGACAAAGUUGAUGCAGUUGAAUGAAUCUGAUUCAUUUGCUAGACUUGAACAAAAGUGGUUCUCUCUUUGAGUAAAGUGGUGAGAGAGUUCAGGUCAAGAGAGAGAGAGUGUGAGGGAGAGAUUAUAUCAUGGGAAGAGGAAGAGCACCAUGUUGUGAUAAGAGUCAAGUGAAGAGGGGUCCUUGGAGCCCUGCUGAGGACUUGAGGCUCAUCACUUUCAUUCAGAAGCAUGGCCAUGAUAACUGGAGGGCCCUUCCUAAACUUGCAGGAUUGUUGCGAUGCGGAAAAAGUUGCCGUUUGAGAUGGAUUAAUUACCUCCGGCCAGAUGUGAAGCGAGGGAACUUUACAAAAGAGGAAGAGGAGUCCAUAGUGAAAUUACACAAAGCUUGGGGGAACAAGUGGUCCAAAAUUGCAUCUCAUUUACCGGGAAGAACGGAUAAUGAGAUUAAAAAUGUGUGGAACACUCAUUUGAAGAAAAAAUUGACUAUGAAAGAUGGUAAUGUUCAUGGAGAUGAGUUAUCAUCCAUAACCUCCUCAUCCUCAUCUUCAUCUAGUUCGUUUACAUCGCGCAAGAAACAAAACAUAGGUGGUGGAAUUGAGCAUCAAUCUGAGCAAGUCCCUAUGGACAAGAAACCUCAUGAAGAAUGCAACUUGACACAUGAUUUUGAGAAAAUUCAAGGUUCACAAAAAGAAGACACCGAUCAAUUUAGCCUUGGCAAGGACCUUAUAGACCAAUCAAGUUCUUCUUAUUCAUCUUAUGAUUCAAACGUUUCAAAUUCUAGUCCGGUUGAUGCGUUAAGGCCCGAAGAGCAAAUGGUUUCGCUGUUCGAUUAUGGAGAACCUUUUGAUGUUAGCAACAUAUUACAGGAGGUGAACAAACCAGAUGUGGAUAGUGUGAAUGAAAUCCCAUUUGAGGCUGAUGUGGACUUUUGGAACAUGUUAGAUAAUUUAGAUUCUGUCAUGUCUAAUGAAGUCCAACAUAGUGAGGUGAAUGCUUGCCAAAGCUCCAACUUUGAGGAGGAAGGUAGCAAAAAAGUUGAUGAGAACAAGAAGUGGUUGCGUUACUUAGAAAAUGAACUUGGAUUAGAUGCAAUGGAGGAGGAGAACAAGGAUAUUUCAACAAAGGAUGCAGCUCAGCCACUAGUCCCAGAAAAUGUUUUAGUUUCAGAUAUUUUCAAGCCAGAAACCAAUCCAGAUAUGGGUUAUUUUGAAACGUGGCCCUCUUUGCCUCACAAUUCUUCUGCUUUUUGAAUAGGCCAGUAAAGUUGUGGUUCUAAGAGUAUGUCAAAAUUGACAACUAUAGUAGGAUUCCUAACUUUGUGAUUGUCCAUUAGGUCCUGAUAUAUUAUGAAUGUUAUUAACACAUUACACAGUUGUGUAGAAUGAACAAUAAGCAUGUAUUGUUUAUGAGUAAAGACUUGUCAUUAACCCGUUA
Messenger RNA from Quercus lobata, 1504 nucleotides. Its product is annotated as transcription factor MYB63-like. Lineage: Eukaryota; Viridiplantae; Streptophyta; Magnoliopsida; Fagales; Fagaceae. Bases 199 to 1320 code for a protein of 373 amino acids. The transcript has 3 exons. The record is from RefSeq and is a predicted model, not a curated record.